UGAGUUUCCACUCACCAGCUAUAGAUCAGAUUUUUAUGAAGAAAAAUAUCAAAAAUAUCAACUUUAUUCGAAAAUCAGAAAUCAUGCUGGAAACAGUCAGGAAUUUAAGGACCAAAAUUGAUAGUGGUCAGGUCUCUCAUAAGAAGAAGCAGUUACAUACAUUUUGUAUGUCAAAGGUCUCACCACGGCCUCGGACGGUGCUACAAAGUGUGAAGAGUUCCAUAUUUAAGCUAAUUAGCCAACUGACAAAGUUAAGUAAAUAAAAUCAGCCAAAUGGAUGUAGACAAUAUUCAAAUACUACAUUCUGCUCUGAAGGAGGCACAGAAUAGUCUCCGUUGAGCAUUGGGCUCGGGUGAGAAACAAAUCCCAACAAGCUGUAUUAAGCUGGACCAGAAGCAGACUCGGAAAUGAUUAAACAAGAGCGAGCCUGAGAUCAAUAAUGUUUGGAAGCAUCAGAGUCCGAAUUUGAAACUUCUUACUGAUAGUGACAAGAAGGUCAACAAUACAACACUAAGUCGGGCUUAUAAGGAUCUUAAUUUCUCAAGUUUUCAUAAUAAUCGUGGGAAAAUUGAAAGCUUGGCCUCUCGAAACCUCAGGAAGCACUCUAAGAAUGAGAAACACAAAGGCAGCUGUAUGAAGUCCCUCACUAGACUGAAUAUUUGUCAGAAUAAGAGGUACAAAACUGAGUUUACCAGCGUGAAUACCCCAAAAGUAAACAACAGAAGAGUCCCUGUAACAGAAAAGUUAUUUAAUUUGUCUUCAUUUAAAGACAAAAUAAGCAAGUUUAGUACAACUAGCCCCCUGAUUUCCGAGAAAAAGAAGCCUGAAAGUAUCAAAUGUAGUGAGAAGAAGCGAUUGCUUCCUAAGUCAUUAAUAACUAAAAAGGCUCCUUUAAUGCAGAGGGCAAAGAGCGAGACAACUUUACAGAAUGCGAUACAAUUUACAGACGUGUCCACCAAAUCUAUGUGCCAAAAGAGACAUCCAUAUACUCGUUGAGAGUGCACCACAAAGGGUCCAAAACCAUGAGGGGUUUAUUGCUGAUAUCUCUCUUCAGAGUUUCAGAAGAAAAUCCUCUUUGAAAAACUCCGAAUCCUUGACCUGGAAGAAGACUCUCUUCGAGAAAAUUCUAAGUACGCUAUAUGUAUCAAAUGGUGGUAUAAAUGGUGCGAUUUUGUUAAUAUUUCCGUUGACGCUUUGCAAAAAUUCAAUACUUUGCCAGAUACAGAGGAGUUUGAUUCCCAAGGAUCCAUCCUCCAAUCUUUGCUUCAUGAAUCGAGUGAAUCUGAAGAGAUUUACUCUUAUGAGGGUCAUAAAUUGUCAUUGAUCGAGGAAGAAGAAACGUAUGACAAACCGAGUAUUAUCAACAACAGGUCUCUUCUCAGCCCAGAUCCAGAUGAUGAUAGUCGGUUGAAGUCCUACUCCACUGAGAACUACGACUAUGUCCUAGUGACUGCGUACCAAUGGAACUUCUUGAAAAAGUGGUUCCUGUGCGAUUUUGAGAUUGAAAUUAGCCGUGGGUUUUCAUAGUUACU
Moneuplotes crassus is the source of this 1532-nucleotide messenger RNA. The record is from the annotation of a GenBank genome assembly. NCBI's taxonomy places the organism in Eukaryota, Ciliophora, Spirotrichea, Euplotida, Euplotidae.